Molecule: messenger RNA, 8552 nt
Organism: Cinara cedri
Lineage: Eukaryota; Metazoa; Arthropoda; Insecta; Hemiptera; Aphididae
Source: the annotation of a GenBank genome assembly
AUGUUCGUAACUUCCAAAUGGAAGUUAUUAAUUAUUAUUUUCAUAGUCAUUAUAAAACAAUCACUUCAACACGAAGGUAAGCGUAUUCNUUGUUUUCCUAAUAUUAGAGUGAAAUCGAAAGAAAAAAACUGUUAUAAUGAAAUAAUGGAAAUAUUGACUCAGCAACGGUAUUGGUAAAAAUACAUUUUUUGUUUUAUUACCAUUUGUUAGAAAGUAAUCGUCCAGGGAUCAGACAUUUUCAAGAAUACAUUUUAGUGUUAUAUUUAAGCAAACGAGGAACAUAAACACUAUUUUCAAAAUACACUUUGACUCUCUUAUUAUUUGAAUUAUGCAAUUCUUUAAUAUAGUAUGUUCGUAAGAUCCUCCAUGGUUAAAAAAACGACCAAUCUUAACUAGUAAUAGGAGUUGAACUAUCACAGGCCUCAUGCCUCUUACUAACCCUUUUCAAUAUAUUCACCAACAAUAUGCCGGUUCAAGUCAACUUUAUGGUGUCUGUGUAAAUUAACUGAAACCCGAAUUAUACACUGUGUUACCCUCCAAAAGGUGAAUAUAAUGUAUAAUAAAUUUAACGUAAAACCACAACCAAAUUUAGGUCUAGGCUAUUUAGACUAAGGCCUAGUAUAGCCUAGGGAUGUUACGUUUUUAUGGAACGCCGUGGCUGGCAGAAAUUUUGAUUUAUUUCAGAUGUUAUUCCUAAGAAUUUAAACCCAUCUACUAGAAAAACAAAAAUUCUAUUUAGUUGUUAGAAAUAUUGUUGAACAUAAAUACUGAUCAUAAAUUAUUUUUAUUUUUGUAAAUAAGUUAUUCGCUGUUAUACAAUUAUAAAAAUAGCAAGGGCUGCCGAAUAGCCAAUAUCAUUUAAACAUUGGAUAAGUAAAUGGACGAUAACUUUACGAUAUAACAUAAAUGGUAAUAUUAUUACAUUUAUAAUAUUCUCAACAUGCUCCCUGUAGGAAAGGAUCAAAAUAAUCCCACAGUAUCUCUACUUGUUGUAAGGGACGACAAAUGUGGUUGCGUCAGGUCGACAGCCGAUGUAAAAUGCUGUCAAAAACAAUGUGGAGUUUUAAAUAUGGAUUUGACAGAUUGCCCUAUACUCCUAUCUCGAUGUGCACGGGUACAACAGGUGAGAGGAGGUAUCAUAGUACAUGGUGUUUUUCAGAUGAUAUACCUUUGAUAGGAGAAAAUCUGGAAUAAGUUCACAGUAGACUUGAUGAAUAAAGAGUAGAACUUAAAGGAAAGGGUCUAAAAAUAAGUAAAAGUAAAACAAAGUAUACGUUUUGAGGAACAGGACAAGACAGCUAAAGAUAAUAAGCAGUUAUAGGUGAUGUUAAGAGUUUUAAGUAAUUAAAAAUUAUUCGUAUAAAAGAACGGUGGGUUUUAUAUGCAUGUGAAACACAUAAUUAUGUGUGGUUGGAUAAAGUGGAGAGGAGCUAUUUGUUUAAUUUGAGUAAAGUAGAAUAAUUUUUUAAGAUGACUUUAAAAUAAUUUUAAAUUAAUCCAUUAUACAUUUUUAUGUAGACAUAUAAAACUUGGUAAAUUAUAAUUCGGGAGGGGGUUAUUUUCUAAGAAGUAGAGGCUUGUUUUUAUUAAACUAGGGACACCUUUUAGGUAAAUCCGGCCCUACGUAAGACAAUAAUUUUAUCAUUUUUACCCACAGAACCAGGUAUCUGCCAAGUAAGAUAUAUUUUAAUCCUGUCAAUCCUGUCAAUUUUGAACAUUUUUCAAUUCAUUAAUUAUUAAAUACAAAUUAUUAAAAAUGUUUGGGUUUUUUUUACAUCAACGAGGGAGAUCAUUAGUUUCUUAAUGACAAGAUAUUUUUUUCCAUAUAAUAUGUCCUUGAAACUAGUAUUCAUUUUUUCAAGAAUAUUAAAAAAAAAUAUCAUAUUAUAGUAAAAAAUUAAUAAAUUGUUCGAGUUUAGUUUCGUAAAAAAAGUUUCUACGGAUCUUCAUUUAUAAUCAUAUUUUGUAUUCAUGCAUAUAUUAGUUUUUACAUUCAAUGAUGUUUUUUAUAAAUCUAAUAAAAGAGUUUUAUUUCUAAAGUUAUCUCAUUUUCCUAAAAAUUGUAGACUUAUUAGUAUCGUAAAUAACUUGCUAUUAUUUUAUAAAUUUAUAAUGAAUAGGAUAUCAAUAGAUUUACCUUUUACAUUUUAAAAAACCAAAAUCUUACUUGUUUUGUUAUAUAAUAUAUUUGAAUAUAAUUUUUUUAAAACAUCAGGUAAAGCUUCUGAAUCACAACUACCAAUAGAACCCAAUGUCCAAGCACAUUUCGAAAAACGUAAGCAAUUUUAUUUAUUAAUAUUUUUUGUAAAAUCAAUUAAAAAGAGUUAAAACAAAAAAAAAAAUGUUGAAAAAUAAUUAAAUCUUCAAUUUAUGUUUGUUAGAAAUCCAAAAACUUACAAUACCAAAAUAAUAAUUGAUUCUAUAAUUAAUUUAUAAACCAAUAAGAGACAGCAAUAUAAUCUUAUAUUUCCAUUUUGUAUAUUUUUUUUAUGAUUCCAGGGGAAGUGCAUUCGAUUUCAGAUCUAAAUCACGAUGCAAAAGGUGACCAUUUAUCUACGAGUGAGUUUGCAUUUUUAGUGUGCAUUAUGAAUACACCUAAUAUAAUAAAACGUCGACAACGAUAAUAUUUUAUACGCAAGACAAUAAUAUGCUUAAAAAAUGUAUUUGGUACAAAUUCACAAUCCUAUUUAUCAGUUAUUACUUAUUAUUUUAAUGGAACUAUUCAAGGUGAUAAAUAAAACGUAAAAAACUUAAAACUCAUAACCAAUAUUAAUGUUACCCAAAGAACCCAUGGUACUUAUUCAGACACAUUCGUUUCUCGCUAAAACCAAUAGUUUUGAAUAUUUAUAAACGUAUAGAUUUUAAAAUGUAAUUUUUAAAGGAUUAAAGAGAUAAAAUAUAAUCAUAAUACAUAUAUACAUUUUCCUAAAAUGAAAAUUAAGCUAGACUUAGUCUGCGUAAGCAUUGAUUUUGCAUGUUGCUUUGCAGUUAGAUUGAGACAGUAAAUGCGGAUGUGGCGUCUGUGUAAAAAGAGUUUUAUUCUGUUUAUCGAAAAUUUAAGCAUUCUGUGUAUACUAAAUGAGUGUACAGCAAAUAAUGCUGGAGAAAACAAAUUUAAAUUUCUAGGUUGGACAAGUGACUUGUCUUGCCCUCUCCUUCCUGGGGACGUCCAUGACAAUUUUAAUAUAUAUUUUGUAAAACAUCAGCUGAAAAUACUGGACCAGCUGAAUCCAAGAUUUUGGAAACCCAUGAAAGUAGUAAAUAAUUAUUCAAAAUUAUGAUCAUUAAUAGAAUCAAAUAAAAUACAAAAGCAAAAGAGGAUAACUACCCCAGAACGACCAUCUGGUUCUGCAAUAUUUGUAAAUCAUUUUAAUUUUGGGUACCAAAAUUAUGAUUUAAAUUUUUUAUGGUAAUCAUGAGUUUAUACACUUAACUAAGAUGAGCGAGCACUGUACAAUAUUCUUACUUAGUCAAAAACAAAUUUAUACAAAUCAUUAAUUUGAUAUCACGUUGUAUGUCUAACAAAACGUUUGACAUAUGGAAUUUCACUUUAAUGUUUUAGACAUUCUAUAUUUAGUAUUAUAAGACUAAAGUUUUUCUGCUUUCCAGAGGCAGUAAUUUCGAUAACAGACUUUGAUGUCAAGCUUAUACUGGAUUAUAUCAUGACAAGUGAGUAUGUCUUUUUGGUGUGUAAAAUAGUGUUAUGUAAACAAAUAUUUUAUUAAAACAUUAAACUAUUUAGAUAUUGUCUUAAUUUUUGAGUGCAUUAAAAUAUAGAAAUUAUAAAAAGUAAAGAGAUAUUUUUUUUUUUUUUUUGGCAUAACCCUUAAAUUAUUUGUCCCGUAUUUUUUUUUUUUUUGUUCUUUUUUUUUAUAUGGUCACCCUAAUUUAGACUAUUAAGCAUUAUUAGUAUAAUAUUAUUAAGCGACUACCUAACCUAAAAUAUUAAAUGAAACACUGCAAUGACGAAAAUAGUUAUUUACAUCAUAAUAAAAAUAAAACAACAAUACUAGUACAUAAUAGGUACAAGAAUGGUACUCUAAAUAGUCUAAACUAUAGUCUAUCGUAAAAAAAAAAAAAAAAUAAAUACAAUAUAUUAGUUUAAAAUAGGCAUAAAAUAAAACAUUAAUCAACAAAAUGUAAGGGAAUUAUUAAGCAAAAAAAAAAAAAAAAUGUUUUUAUACACCUGUAUAAAAUAAUAAAUUCUACAAAGCUGUAUACCAUAUAUAAAACAAUUAUUUAUAUGUAUGUUAGACAUGUUCACAUCACUACAGUUAUACUUAUAUAAAACUCAGUUUAAAUAAAUAAAUAAUAUUAGCUGUCCCUAGCGUUACUAAUGCUAAACAAAUAUGUAACAAUAACGUUUUCCUCUGGAAUCCCUGUUUUAAUACCCCGUCACUUUCAUUGUAGUUAACCGUUUUCGUCAUUAAGUUUUUAAGAAAGUAUUUUCUCUAAUUUUUUUUCAAACUUAUAUGAAUUAGUUAUAUUAUUAUAUGGUUGCUAGUCAUUUAAAAAUACCUAUACAUUUUUAACGGCCAAAACUACUGCAGGUUUAGUCUUCUACUUCUACUGCUCAAAUUAAGGAUUUCAAUGAUUUUAAGUCUUCUCGAUAUACACUAUCCUUUAAAAAAAACUGCCUGACGAUUAGGAUGAGUAGUUUUUGAGAUUAUCCCGGACAUAUAAACGGCAAUUUGUUUUAUAAUCUGAACGGAGCGAGGAAUGUUUUAUAUUGAUUGGUUUUACAUUGAUGUUUUUUUUUUUCUGUUGAAAACUUUUCUACCAGUAAUUUUGCUCCAAUUUACAUUAACAACACUUUUUCUGAAAAGGAAAUCUGACUAGAGUGGUACUUACGGAAAUUGUUUUUUUUUUAUUUUCCCAGCUGUUUUAAUAAUAAAUGGGAAAAAUCAUAGGAAAAACCGGAAAAUAGAUACAAUAUUAAACGAAUAUUAUUAAAGAAAUAAAUAUAAUUGAAAUUUUGACGGAAAACAAAUAUUUAUCUUUUCUAGACAUGUUAAAAUUUUCAAAACAUUGUAACCAUGUUUGAGCUAUUUAUAGACAUUUUAAUUUUAAGAGUUGUUUACGUAAUUUAUAUUCUGUAAGUUCUUCAUGGGUGAAAUUGUUAGACUAAAUAGAAAUGAUUAAAAAUACAAUAGGAGGUUUACUAUAAGUCGUACUUAGUGGUUAAAAAAAAAAAAAUUGAAUACUAUGUAGUUUUUUUUUUUUAAAUAAUUUUAAUAUCAAAUUUUGACGAAAGUCGUAAAUAUUACAGCCUGUCAAAACAUGUAUUACCAAACUCAGCUCAGAGUAGUUUUUGGUUACCAACAAUUAAUUGUUGCAUACAGAUAAGUUCCCAUUUCUAGAUUUUACCUUCUCAACUUUUCACCUACAACAGUGGUACACCUAUUGUGUGAAGUAUAUCCGUAUUUUUAAUAAAUAGUCAUAUAGAUUUGUUAAAAAUUUAUUAUUAAAUAUAAUUUAAAGUUGUCAAUAAUAAUUACAACAAAAACAGUAAUUAUUUGUUUAUACUUAUUGUUCCGCAGGUCAUGAUGCUAUGAUUCAAGCGGAUAUAGAAAAAGGCAAUCAUGUCAAUGAACAGGUUAAUGAUGUGCUAAAAACAGGUAAUUCGUCUACAAUAAAUUAUGAGAAUACGACCUUUCAAGACCUCAUAAACAAAUGGAAAAAGACAAACAAAAAACUUAAACUACAUUUUAAAUCAACUGAUGCAUUUAUGUCAGCUAUACCAACCAUGAAAUCGAUUUUUGAAGUACGUAUUUUUUAAAAAGAUCCAUAAAUAAGUUAAUUAUAAUUUAAUUUUAAUUCAACCAAAAACAUUUAUAUAUAAGUAUAACAAAUAGUUAAUGAAAUAAAACUAAACAUAUUUAUUUUUAUUUUAUUUAAUUUUUUUAUUUUGAUAAUUAAACAUCUUGAUGCAUUUGGUUACAUGAGGUACGAAAGCAUAUUUAAGAUUAAACAUUAUUAUAUAUGAUAAUGAGGUCUAGGACUAAGUAUAGUUAAGAGGGUGUUAGGGGCAUCAAAUUUAUCAUUUACGAGUUUGACAUUAACACGCUAGAAGCAUGUGAGGGAAUAUUGAAGAUAGAGACACUAUCACUCAAACAUAAUCGUGACUCGUGAAAUGGGUACUCUAUUAUAAUUAAUAGGCUGUGAAAGAAAAAAAAUGAUUUUGAACUUUUUUAAUAUACAGCUGUAAGCCAAGCAAGGAUGCCAAAUCGUUACACCAUACUUUAGGAUUAACUUUACUGAGCUCAUGUAGAGUGCACUAAGGUAGGUAGAAAAGGUAAAAAGAGAAGUAUUACGCUUUAUGAACUAGAGGAUCUUAAGAGUAAUAUUAAUAUAAUACUCAAAAGACAGAGCGGAAGAAAAAUAAAAAUCAAGGUCUUUAAUAAUAUCAACAUGCAAAAAAGUGGAACUAGAUGAGCAGAUCUGCCGAAAGAACUUUGAAAGUUUACCCGAAGUUUAUUAAUUACAGCAACUGCGUGCAGGAGAAGUCGUUUCAUUAGUAUCACUUGAUGAUCAAUACUAUAAACAAUUAAACUUAUUAUGUAAAUUAAUUUUGUUUCUCCAUUUAGACAUUUGACAAAGAGUUUCAACCCUGGCUAUGUGGUGACAUCUUAGUUGGUCCCGGUCCUGGCGAUAGUCCCAGUAUAGACGCACACACGUUUAUCAAAAAUGCGAAAGAAAAGUUUCCCGAUUCGAUGUUAUCGUUAGGCUGGACCACUAAGAAGCGCACCAGUAAUGACGAAAACAACGAAACAAACGGUUAGUGUCACUAUUGGAUCACUAUAAUGCGUUCGGCACGUCUGAUACCCUGCACUAACUUCAUUUUUGGAUUUCGGGUUUUCCAAUACGUCUAUCAUUUAGUUCGCCAUUUAUUUGAAUUUAUUUCAGUUUCUUACGCCAUUUUUAACCAGUACUUAUAAAGUUAUAACCUAGGUAACUCUCUUAUCAUUAGCAUAAAUGAAAAUUGCUUGUUGGUAUAAGUUAGUUAAAAAUUAUAAAUAAUAAAUAAGGUCUGAUGAAAUGAUCUACCGAUAACACUAAAUUAAAAAUAAUCUAUGACAUUAUUUGUAAUACUCAAUACUGGGUCCAGACACGCAGACAUAAUUAAGACAAAACAAAAACAAAAAUGUUGGUACUGCUGAUAGGUAUGCCACUGUUUUAGUAGGAUAGUUGGGAAGGUAGGAUUCAUAGUUAUUUAAUUUAUAUUGGUACGCAACUAUAAAUCAUUGCUAACGAUAAGCGAUUCUCAAUAGAGCUCAGUUUAGUAAUUCAUAAAACAAAUUGUGAAAAAACAUGUUGUAGUAUUAAUUUAUUUAUUAUAUCAGGUAUAACUUGUAUGAAUUGUAACAGGUACUACUGUUUUAUUAUAACGGUACGCCUAAAUUACUCCUUUUAUAAUACUGUUUAUUAAACUACUUUUUUAGGUACACUUAAUUUUUACGUUUUCACCUGGUACAUUUCAUAAAAAGAUUAAUAGCAUCACCGUAAAUUAAUGUACUCGUCUGAACGCAACUUUAGUUGAUUUAAUCGAAUGUAGAAAAGUCGUUCGGUUUCAAUUUUCGCAAACAUAUCGACAAUUUAUUAAUGGUGCCAUUAUUGUAGACAUUUUAAAAUUCUAGUUAUUAAUGUUCGCACUAAUUCAUGGUAUUGAAUUUUUUAUUAGUUUCCUCAUCUGUUUCAUUUCUUAAUUUGAUAAAUUUAUAAUAUUUGAAGUUUAAUAUUGUGUUUUUCAAAAUAGGUAUUGUGAAUAAAAAAAAAAUAUCUACACAUGGGCCUAUAACGUAAUUUUCAGAGGAGGGACAGAACUCAAAUAAAAAUAAUGUAAAUAAUGGUAUUAAAUUAAUUUGUUAACAUUUAUAAUGGAAUCUAAAAUAAAUGGUAAUAAUACUUUCAUAAAAGAACUUCACUAAACUAUUAUUACGAGUAUUAUUGCCACCUACUUAUUAUUACAUUUAGAAUAUCUUGAAUUACAUAUUAUAUUGAUUACAUUUUUAAGAUUCAGUGCAAAUUGCUUAUUUUAAUGGUUCUACAAUACCUAUACCUCCCCUCAAAGUCCGAAAAUGAGUGGGAAAGUUCAGCGUUACGUGUAACGUAUGUAUAUCAAUUGAAGGUUUUUAUAUUUUUCAGACAAAUAUACAAUGGAAAAUGUGAAAGAAAUGAUACAAGUAUUAGACGACGUAAAAUAUACGAAAGUGGUGAAUUACGUAGUUCGUGCGUCAUAUGCGGCUAAUUCAUUAGACGAACUAUUAUAUCUAUUAGAUCACGACUAUUCGAGUACGGAUAACUCGACUCUGACCAUUGUGUACAAUGAUCAAAACGACAUUAUCAACUAUCCGAAAUUGGUAGAGGUGAUAAGGGACAUCGGGUUAACCCGAGUUUAUUUGGACGUACCAAACAAUGUAUCUGUAAAGCUUUUUGACCAUUUUUACAGAACUAAUAAUGAGAAGAAGAUCAGUUCCGUCAUUAUUGGAGCAGAACGAGCAGGUUCAGAUUGGGAUUUUGGAAAGACCGAUUGGAAAAUGUUUAAUAUGUAG